CCAGAAAGCCUCUCCAAAGUUAGUGACGGGCGGAGGAAGUCGUCUCAGAAAAGACUUUGUACUUUAGAUGAUAACUAUAUUCAAAGCUAACAAUCACCAGCGUUCUAGCUUUGAAAGAAGUAUCGUUUACGAAACAAAGGGCCUUAGACGCAACACCAGAUAAAUAAGACACAUAAAAUGCAGGGAAGCUUGAAAAAACUGAGGCUGAGGCACUGUCACACCUGUUUGGGGUAAAUGGUGAAAGAGACUUUAAAUAUCUACCCAAAGUAAAACCAGCUACCGUGUAGGAAGGUCUGUUUAUCUCACACAGUGGAAACGUCUUUCUUUAGAGUCCUCCGUGUUGACACGAAUCAUCACACCGUUCACGCUUUCAGUCUCCCUCUAUAACACAUCCCAAGGCCUCUCUGCAGGAUUUGUUUCUGGAGUCUGGAAAAGGCCAUUAAAAGAGGGUAAAUCAUGGCGAUAAAAGGAUGCACAUGGUUACCAACAACCCUUACAGUGCUGUGAUUGCUUCAAGGAUCUCAGAGUGUGGAGAGAAAAGAUUCCCUACACAGCAACAUCAGUCUUUACUUUUGGCACAUGGCAGGUCAGCACAGGGGAAUCAUGCUCUUGAUUCUCCAAUCAGAACAGGGAUUCGCCACACCAGCUUUUACUUUUCAGUCACGUUUCUGCUGCCUGCAGUCUUACAGUUCUGUACCUGCCACUCACUGCGUGGUUUCUGCACCAUUCUGAGUAAACCCUGGAUGCUGAUGGGCAGGCUGAGGUCUUCCCUUAUCCGGAAAUUGGAAAUGAUGAGGUGGAGGAGAUAAAGCAGCUUGUUGCACCGGUAGAGAAGUUCUUCAGUGAUGAUGGUGAGUUGACUCAGCAAAAAUUGACAGAGAGGCCACAAUUCCUCUGGAGACUCUGCAGGGGUUGAAGGAUCUCGGGCUGUUUGGAAUCAUGAUUCCUGAAGAAUACGGGGGUCUUGGAUUAUCCCACACUAUUUAUGCACGACUGAAUGAGAUCAUCGCCUUAGACGGCUCCAUCGCCGUCACACUGGCUGCUCAUCAAGCCAUUGGACUGAAGGGGAUCCUGAUAGCAGGCAAUGAAGCCCAGAAGAAAAAGUAUCUGCCCAAGCUGGCCUCAGGGGAGCACAUCGCAGCUUUCUGUCUGACAGAGCCUGGAAGUGGCAGUGACGCAGCCUCCAUUCAGACCCGUGCAACCCUGUCUGAAGAUGGAAAACAUUACCUGAUCAACGGCUCCAAGAUCUGGAUUUCAAAUGGAGGCAUGGCGGACAUCAUGACCGUGUUCGCCAGGACUGAGGUGGAAGUAGAUGGUGUAAAGAAAGACAAGAUAUCUGCAUUCAUCGUGGAGAGGGCUUUUGGAGGGAUCACCAGCGGCAAGCCUGAGGACAAACUGGGCAUCAGGGGAUCCAACACCUGUGAGCUGUCCUUCGAUAAUGUCCCAGUACCAGUAGAGAACGUGAUCGGAGAAAUUGGAGGUGGAUUUAAGAUCGCCAUGAACAUCCUGAACUCAGGGAGGUUCAGUAUGGGCAGCUCCUGUGCUGGAAUGAUUAAAAAGCUGAUCGAGCUGACAUCUGAGUAUGCCGCUACCAGGAAGCAGUUUAACAAAAGCCUGAGUGAGUUUGGUAUGAUCCAGGAGAAGUUUGCAAUGAUGGCCCUCAAUGCCUUCGUGAUGGAGAGCAUGGCAUACCUGACAGCAGGGAUGAUGGACAGACCGGGCGUUCCAGACUGUUCUCUGGAGGCAGCCAUGGUCAAGGUGUUCAGCUCGGAGGGAGGCUGGAUUUGUGUGAGCGAGGCUCUUCAGGUGCUCGGAGGUCUGGGUUAUACCAAGAACUAUCCCUUUGAGCGCUUCGUCAGGGACUGCCGCAUCCUGCCCAUCUUUGAGGGUACCAAUGAAAUCCUGAGGAUGUACAUCGCUCUCACUGGAAUGCAGUAUGCUGGCAAAAUCCUCACAGGGAAAAUAAAGGAGAUGAAGAAAGGAAAUAUAGGUCUUGCGAUAGGCAUGGUCAGCAAGAAACUGAGGACCUCGCUUGGAGCUUCAGUAGACCUCGGCCUGACGGGGAAAGAUGGAGUGGUGCAUCCCAGCUUGGAAGACAGUGCAAAGAAGCUGGAGCAGAACGUCAGCCUGUUUGGGUCGACUGUGGAGAGCCUGCUCUACAGAUAUGGAAAGACCAUAGUGGACGAACAGCUCGUCCUGAAGAGGGUGGCAGACGUGCUGAUCCACAUGUACGCUAUGACAGCCGUCCUGUCCAGAGCGAGCCGCUCCAUUAGCAUCGGCCUCAGGAAUCACGACCACGAGGUGCUGCUUGCAAACACAUUCUGCAACGAUGCCUUCUUUAAGAACAAUUACUGGAUGGUUCAGCUGCAAAAACACUCUCCUGAGAACAACGAUGCCAACAUCAAGAAGAUUGCCAAACAGGUCCUGGAGAACAGAGCCUACAUCUGCUCUCACCCUCUCGAAAGAACUUACUGAGCUCUCCACUGAGACCAUAAUACUGUUUCCUGUAUUCUGAUUGGACUAUUUUGACCAGUCCCAAUGAUGCGUCUCCAAUCUUGUAUUAGUGGUUGUUUUUACAUUCAGUAAAACAUGAAGAGAUUAAUAUUAGCUGUUUUAUAUUAAUAAUAACUUCAGUGGGUCAGACUUCUACUCUGAUGGCAUUACAUGAAACUCAAUCCUAAGUGCUCUUUCACUUUAAUGCUAUAAUGAAUAAUUUUGCAGGAUAGCAGUUUUAAUGAGCCUGUUUGGACACCAGGUUUUCCUGAAUGGCUGACCUUUACUGUUGUUUAAUGCUACUUUUGAAACCUGAAGAUGCUCCUCUCCCUGUCUGUCAGAGGCAGGGCAGUCCGCUUGUACAAAAAUGAAUGCUGCUCACAGAAUCCACUGUAAGAGGCAACAGAAAAAAAGCAUAUAUUACUUCAGAAAUCUUUCUUUCAUUUCUCCAGCAUUUGCCUUUUCAAACAGCACUUGAGCUCACUUGUAGUGAUACUUGCUGUACUGAGAGUUGUGUCUGGGAAAGGCGUUUCUUCCCAGGCUGCAGGCCACGCAUGGGCCUGGAGCCAGAGGCACUCUCUCCCGUUCCUCUGCUUUGUUGUCAGCAGCGUUCAUCACGGACAGUUGAGGAAAAGGCUGUAACACAAAAUGCAGCUCUUGGCUCAAAGAUUUCCUCAGUUAGGUGCAAGAAGAGCCACGACGACAAAAGAAAAACAAGUAUACAAGAUCUAAACUAAACAUGUGUAGCAUAAAUGGCCUUUAAAGUUGCAUUUUUGUUAACACUUUUGUGAACUGCUGUAGCUGGAAAAAAAUGCAUGGGAAACUGUUAUCUUACAUGAGAUUGCACCAACUACGCAUGCUCCGCAAAUGGUGGACUUCAAGUGGACAUCAAAGUAGCGUGACAGGACCUGGCCAUGGGAUCCCCAGCUGUCUGCGUCCGCAGUGGAUUAUAAUCUAGGCUUAAUGUGUUUUUGAUUGAUUGAUUGAUCAUACUUUAUUCAUCCCGAGGGAAAUUGGGUUAAGGCUGCCAGCCGUGCCAGCGCCAUCACUAUUUUGUCACUAUGGCUAGUUUCUCCUUCCAUAGCAACCUCCUAAACAAGAAGCGCUAGCUUCUGGACUUCACUGAGGUACCACCUUUGUUAAUUUAAGGGAGUGAACCAGACCUCUAGUCCAUAAUUGUCUAAUCUAGCAAGUUUGUGCUCCAAAUUUGGAGAGUGAAAUUAUUCAAUUUUAUUUAUACAGCGUGAAAUCACAAAAGUUGCUUCAAGGUAUUGCAAGGUAGACCCUACAAUAAUACAUACAGAGAAAAACCCAACAAUCCUAUGAGCCCCUAUGAGCAAGCACUUUGGCGACAGUGGGAAGGAAAAACUCCCUUUUAACAGGAAGAGACUAUGUGUCAAUAGACACACAGUGAGUGAGAAAGGUGACUGAAGAAGAAAUACUCAAUUGUGGGAAUCCCCCAGCAAGAUACACCUAUAGGGUCACCUGAUCCAGCCCAAACUAUAUGCUUUAGCAAAAAGGAAAGUUUUAACCCUAAACUUAAAAGUUAAAAAAUACCUUAAUUCCAAACUGGAAGCUGGUUCCAUAGAAGAGGGGCCUGAAAACUGAAGGCUCUGCCUCCCAUUCUACUUUUAAAUACUCUAGGAAUUAUAUUAAAUAUUAAAAGUAUUUUAUUAAUAUUGGAUUCAUUGAGUGUUCAUGUAUUACACCUGUACAGUUUUGUGUUGCUGACCAAGCAUUAACUGAUAAUCUCAGCCUCUUGUCUGGUAUGGCGACUUCAGGGUCCCACAAAAAAAAAAAAAAAAUGCAUCUUUGACACAGGUGACUUCACAGUUUUAUAUACAGUCUAUGCUAUUUGAAACCGAACCAUGUAAUAUAUGAAAGAUUUAUCCAAUAAUAAUAAAAAAAAUCUUGAUUAUCAA
Molecule: messenger RNA, 4415 nt
Organism: Haplochromis burtoni (Burton's mouthbrooder)
Lineage: Eukaryota; Metazoa; Chordata; Actinopteri; Cichliformes; Cichlidae
Gene: acad9
Product: acyl-CoA dehydrogenase family, member 9
Exons: 18
Coding region: 940-2475 (511 amino acids)
Molecular function (GO): flavin adenine dinucleotide binding; acyl-CoA dehydrogenase activity
Source: RefSeq, a predicted model, not a curated record